CCAUCCUCGUGCUGUAUAUCUAUUCCCUACCUUACGACCUCUAGACAACUAGACAUGCCUUUCCAGGCUGGUGACGCUAACAAGGGUGCUGGUCUGUUCAAGACCCGUUGCGCUCAGUGCCACACCGUCGGCGCGGGCGAGCCCAACAAGGUUGGCCCCAACUUGCAUGGUCUCUUCGGUCGCAAGUCUGGUCAGGUUGAAGGCUUCUCAUACACUGCUGCCAAUGUCAACAAGGGUGUUGUCUGGGAGGAGGAGACUCUUUUCGAGUACCUCGAGAACCCCAAAAAGUACAUCCCUGGUACGAAGAUGGCGUUCGCGGGUCUCAAGAAGGAGAAGGACCGCAACGACCUCAUUACCUGGCUCAAGGACUCGACCGCAUAAGCUCCGCUUUGCCUUGGGGAUAGAUUUUUACGGACCGCCUUAUAAUACUGGUUACAUCGGUCUUAUUGCAUGUAGACGACCACUGCAUUGUGAUGUUGCUACAUCCCCCCACUUACACGUAACGAAUCACGCAUGAUACCAGA
Messenger RNA from Postia placenta MAD-698-R-SB12, 524 nucleotides. RefSeq lists its product as hypothetical. Lineage: Eukaryota; Fungi; Basidiomycota; Agaricomycetes; Polyporales; Adustoporiaceae. Gene Ontology annotation, molecular function: heme binding; electron transfer activity. Gene Ontology annotation, biological process: mitochondrial electron transport, ubiquinol to cytochrome c; mitochondrial electron transport, cytochrome c to oxygen. The record is from RefSeq and is a predicted model, not a curated record. Gene Ontology annotation, cellular component: mitochondrial intermembrane space. The transcript is spliced from 5 exons. The coding region runs from base 55 to 381 and encodes 108 amino acids.